Messenger RNA from Gasterosteus aculeatus aculeatus (three-spined stickleback), 5644 nucleotides. RefSeq lists its product as uncharacterized. NCBI's taxonomy places the organism in Eukaryota, Metazoa, Chordata, Actinopteri, Perciformes, Gasterosteidae. The record is from RefSeq and is a predicted model, not a curated record.
AGCGGCAACUCAGUCUCUCAUUUAUUCCAUUGUUCUCCUGCUAGCUCACUGCUGUACUGAACCGCUACGAUGAUUUGUUCUGCGAUUCCGUGAGAUGUGAUUUACCAGGAAAAGCCUUUUUUUCCUGCUUUGGAGGACAUUCCCCGUUCAUUUGUAAAGGAGAUUCCCGUUUGGCAAACUUUCCUCCCAUAAUCCUGUGCGUUUUGUGUGAUAUUCUGAUCCUGUCAUAAUCCCGCUUUGGCUGCGGUUGUAUGAGUGGUUGGUGUUGGCUUGCCGUCGUGCCCCUAAAGUUUGGAGAGCGGAGCUCAGUGUGAAAUCGGACUCCAGCGGAGGACAGAAGAGGGAGGAACCUCAGAAGAUGGUUUGACUUUGAAGAGUGAGCUGUCUUUUCUUGUGCAGUUGCAUCGUCUCUGACAAGCCGUUGAUUCUAAGAAAGAAAAGAGGGUGAACGGGAAACCUGCACCAGGUGUUGGAUUUCACGCUUUUGUAUUUGUAGACAAACCAGGGCGUGAAAAAAAAAAAGUUUAUUUUGUUUACACAAAGGGAGAAAGAAGUAUUUUGUUUUUUGGGAAAGCUUUAACAAUUCUACACCGUAGCAGGGAUGUUUGGAUGCUUCAAGAGCAGAAAAUGAAACGGAGGAUGUCGCCAUGGGGAACCGGCUUUGGAAGUGGGCCCAGCAGCACCAGCGCUGCCAUGUCUUCCGGCCCUCCGGAUGUGACGGCCAACCAGGAGCCUGCUGAGGUGGUGGAAGAGUGCUCAGGAAAGAAGAAGUCCAAAUUUCAGACGUUUAAGAAAUUCUUCGCCAGGAAGAAGAGAAAGGAGCCGCCGGCCGCUGGAGCAGACGCAGGGCUUAAAGGCAGCCGAUCGAGCGACAAUGUCACAGAAACAUCCCAAAAUAACACGCUGACUCGAUCAGAGAAGGAUAAAGGCUCUGGGUCAAAGAUCAGCCAGGGUAGCAAGGCCUUAUCUCACGACUCGGUCUUUGUUUCGGAGGCGUCGGAGGCCACCGAGGCUCUGGGAGCAUCUCAGGACAGCAUUCAUGGGAAAGUGAAAUCCCUUCAGCUCCAGCUGAGGCAGGCCAUCAGGCUGGGAUCCCCUCCAUCCCUCAUGUGCGUGAAGAGAACGGACGAUGCCGGGGCCAUGUCUGAGGACGACGGCCUGCCCUGUAGUCCACGCGAUUACACAACGCCUCACACAGUCAUGAGUAACCGCUCCAUCAGUCUGGAAGGAAUAGACAGUGACAGUGACCAGGUGUCCUGCGCCGCCUCCAGCAGAGCGGUGAGCCUGCUGGAGGUCCCGGGGGACUUCAGUCAGCCGGCGAGUCCCUUCGGCUGCCUCGAUAACUCUGCCGCCAAACACAAGCUGGGCCUGAGACACAAAGCCGGCAACAGGAGGAAACCCGUGGCAAGGCUGGAGAUGAGAGCAGCGGGGGACUCGGCGGUGGAGGAUCCCUCCCCAGCAGAGGCUGCAGAGGAGCGAGAGCAACAGAGGACAGCAGAAGUUGUAAGUGUCGAGGACCUGAAAGCACAGGGGGAUGGGGAGGAAGAAGCCGGAGGAGGAGAGGAGGAGGAGGAGGAGGAGGAGCAGCCAAAGCAUUCCAGACACUCCCUGUUGAGUCACAAGGAGGAGGAGGAGGAGGAGGAGAGGGAGGAAGGAGAGGACCAGUCUGAAGCUGAGCAGGAUGUUUCUCACGGCCCGGACUCGUCGUCUCCUGUCGAGCUGCGUCUCUCUGAGGAGGAAGCCGAGGCCCGGCCCGCCUCCCGGCCCGGCUCCAGGGAUUCCUCUCUGGACAGUCCCGGGGCCACGCCAGAGCCCCCUGCCGCUCAGAGGGAGUACUUGCUGGACCCUCCAGGCAUCGCCUACGGAGCAGAGAAGACGGGGGCAGAAAGUGACUUGGCACUGAGCGAAGAAGAUGAAGUCCAAGAAAACAUGGAGGAGGAGAGCUCCUUCUUACAAGAAGUGCUGAGCUCCUUGAAGACUCCCCUCUCUUCAUGCUCGCUGGACCAGGAGCCUGAGAGUGUUGUCCUGGAGAUGCAGGAGGAGGUGAAGGAAAGGGAGAGAGAAAAUGUGGAUGUAGAGGAAGGGGAGGAGAUGAAAGAAGAGGAAGCGGCCGUUGGCUUCCCUCGGUUAGAUCACACCGCAGAGGAAGAGGUCUCUGCUUUGAACACUCCUUCUGGUCGAGAUGUUGAAGAAGAAGAGGAGGAGGAAGAAGAAGAAUCACCAGCAGAGGAAGUGGAACUCGUGGUGGAAAUGCUCUGCCGCCAUGAUCGGGCGGAGGACGGAGAGAAGAAGGAGGCCGAUGAAGUCACACCCGAUGAACGAGAUGAUGCAGAAACAAGUCGUGCUGUCAACCAGGCGCAGAGAAAAGAGAACGAGGACAGUGAGGGAGAGGAGGAGGCGAUCGAGCUGGAGAAAGAGCCCGAGGUGGAGGAGGAGGGACGGGAGAAGAGGGAGGAGGAGGAAGAGGUGGAGGAGGCAGAGGUGGAGGAGGCAGAGGUGGAGGAGGCAGAGGUGGAGGAGGCAGAGGUGAGAGUGGAGAAGGCGGAGGAGGCGACAGAGGAAGAGAGGGAGGGCGCGGAGGAGGCGACUGAGACGUUUCAUGGAGCAGCAGACGAGGAAGCUGCCAUGUUGCCGCAGGUGGAGGAGGAGGGCGUGGACGUCGGGGUUGGAGAUGGCGGCGAGACCGUUCUGGGUGAAGCGGCUUCCGAUCGCAGCUCCGGAGGGGACAGUGAGGACGGAGAAGAGAAGGUGGAGAAAGUCGUGCAGAUCGGCCGCGCAGAACACCAGUCGGAGGAAGAGGAGGACGAGAGUGAUCGAGAUCCGCAGCAGGAAAGCGUAGCAAGCGUAGCAAUGUGCAAGGAGGAAGGUAACGUCUCUGCCAAGCCUCCGUCUUUGUCCCUUCCAGGGUCACCAGAGAGCGGAAGCAGCACUCCCAGUAAGACCAGCAAGACCUCCAUCCACAUAAAUCUACUCUCUCCAAGCUCAGAGAAAGCCACACCUUUCUUCCAAUGCUCGGCAGCUGCAGACCCCGCAGAAGAAGAACCAGCGGACGAUGCGGAAGCCGAGGAGGAAGAAAACCAUUCGGCCUCGGAGGGAGAGGCCACUCUCUCUGCCUCUGCUUCCAGCGACUCGGAUCGGAGCAAAGUCGGCUCCGCCUGGCGGAGGUCACUCUCUUUUGAAGAAGCGGAGGAGACCUCUCUUUCCUCUUCGCCGUCCUCCUUCACAGGACCCAGAAGGGUGGAGGUGGAGGCCGCGAAUAGCAAGGACCCAAAGAGAGCAGAGCCCAAAGUGGAGGCAAAGCCCAAAGUGGGGGCAGAGCCCGAAGUGGGGGCAGAGCCCGAAGUGGAGGCUGAGCCCGAAGUGGAGGCUGAGCCCAAAGUGGAGGCUGAGCCCGAAGUGGAGGCAGAGCCCAAAGUGGAGGCUGAGCCCAAAGUGGAGGCUGAGCCCAAAGUGGAGGCAGAGCCCAAAGUGGAGGCAGAGCCGGCCAGUUUGUCACAGGUGGAGCUGGUGUUGAGCCCUGGUAGGUUGAGGAGUGCAGGGGCCGCUUCAGCUGUCCCGCCUCAAUCCUCCAUUCAACCUCCGACCACAGCGAGCAGAGAAGACUGGCUCCUCCCCCCUGCAGAGAGCCCGGUCGCAGCGGAGGGAAACCCUGACAGUCCUUUUGGAGUUCGGCUGAGGAAGACUUCGGCUCUCCACCUCUUCCGCUCGGAGGAGGAAAACACAGAGCUUCCCGUCGAUCCUCCAGCUCAGCCAACCAGCUGUAAGGUUGACUCGCCGCAGCCAAUCAGCAUGAAGCCCUCCAUAAGUCAGCCGGUCAGCCUCAAGCCCUCCCUCUCCAAGAAACCAGAUGUAAAGCGCAUGUCAGACCCGGCUGCUCGCAGUCCUUCUGGUGGAUCUGAUCCUCCCAGCUGGAUUUCUGUGGCCAAACAGAAACAGAAGAUCUACAAAGAAAACUCGCUUGAUGAGAUCACAGUCAGGAAGGAGGAGCAGGAGAGGGAGAGUUCGGUUGCAAGCAGAGAGCACAGCAACAGAACAACGGAGGGCAAAGCAACUCCGCUGGAGACCAGUAAGCAUUCCGCGUCAGCAGAGAAGGAGCCCCGGAGGUCUCUCUCUCCUCCGACUCCGGUGCCUCCUCAACCCCUUAAAUUCCAGUCACCGCCCUGCCCUGUUCCUCCGAAACCGCAGCUCCCACCGUCCGCCGCCAGACACCCACCCCAACCCGCGGCCCCCCAAAGGUCCCUGUCACCCCCUGCUCCGAUUACCGUGCCCAAAAAAUCUCCCUCCUGCACUAACCCGCCAUCGCCCUCCAAAGCGGCCGCCUCGCCCAAGACGCCGCUGCCCCGGAGCACGACGCCUACCUCCCCUCCCUUUUCCUCGAGAGCCGCCCCGGAGCCAAAGUCUGGCUCAAGAGGAGCUCCGGGGCUCCACAUCCAAACCCCAGCGUCUCAGCGAAGCCCCCCUCCUCCGGCGUCGCCCCAGGAUGAGCCUCCCUGGAUGGCCCUGGCCAAGAAGAAGGCCAAAGCCUGGAGCGAGAUGCCCCAGAUCGUCCAGUGACGGAUGGCGGUUCCAGUGAGAGCUUGUAAAUACGGGCCAGAGUGGGUCGGAUCUGAGAGUCUAGUUGGACCAGAAUGCAUUUGCACACAAAGAGUUGCUGUUUUCUGUUGGUACUUCCUGGUUUCUAUCCUGGCUUAAGUUUUCAGAUUGGUGCAAACCAGCCAAUCACUGCCAAAGACAUCCAGUCCAGUCUAACUCCUGUUGUCUCAUGUUGUACAUUGGUGUUUUUUAAAUGGCAGGGUGGGACCCCCAAACAUUAUUGCAUCUUACUUGAAGUGGAUCCAUUUUUUUUUUCAAGUCUUAUUAUGUUGAAAUGUGCCUGAAUGAGAGGAAAUACCUGCAGUGUUGCAGCGGAAAAACAACUAUUAUAUGUUAUUAAGUAAAAAAUAUUAGUAAAUAAAAAAGACAGGACUAUUUUAUUAAAAGUAAAAGAUUUAUUCAUUGAAAGUUGGUGAAAAGAGAUGAUGAAGAGUAGGAGACAAAAAUCUGUGCGUGUUUAUUGUUGGCUGUGGUGCAGGCUCACGUUUUGAGGAAUGUGGGACAUAAUCGAAGUUAAGUGGGGUAAAAAAAUGAGUUUUGCUAACAGCGUUUCCUCAGUCCGAGUAUCCGAGUCUUUAGAAAUAUAUUUCUCGUUACACGUUCAACUGAAACUAAACCAUUGAGCCAGCGAAUGUGUCCAACGUGCUCGUGCAACACUCGUCACCAUAAAUUGUAUCUUCAAUUUUGCAUGAAUGAACUAACCCGUCCUCCAAAAGGCCCUCUGUUUAGGAAUCAAGGAUAACUGUUAUCACGUCCACUUUCAUGGGUUUUUAAUACUUUGAGUGCGUCAUGUUGGCCGCGGGUUAGGACACUUUUUUUUUUCCGAUCACAACCAGACAUUAUUUGAAACAGCAAUUAAUAUAUCACUAAGAUUGAUUUGCUUCACAUCACAAACGGAAAGUGUUUUGUUUGCAUCCAUUAAAUCUAUCACAUUAACUAUAUAUAUAUAUAUAUAUAUUUCUUUUUUUAUGCAUUUUGUUUUAUUUUGUAUUGCUUUCUGAGAAUUUGUCUUGUACAUAAAAGAAUAAAUUUAAUCUGGGUUCUUUUGUUA